Molecule: messenger RNA, 3198 nt
Organism: Kluyveromyces marxianus DMKU3-1042
Lineage: Eukaryota; Fungi; Ascomycota; Saccharomycetes; Saccharomycetales; Saccharomycetaceae
Gene: ISW2
Product: DNA translocase
Exons: 1
Coding region: 1-3198 (1065 amino acids)
Biological process (GO): nucleosome organization; regulation of transcription by RNA polymerase II
Cellular component (GO): nucleus; chromatin
Molecular function (GO): nucleosome binding; histone binding; ATP-dependent chromatin remodeler activity
Source: RefSeq, a predicted model, not a curated record
AUGGAAGAAUCCGAAAAAGACAGCGUGCAUGAUGAGAAGUAUUGGGCCGAGAGAAGAUCUAAGUUUCUACUUGAUGUUGAUCCUAAAAUAGCGAAACAAAGAAAUAGAGAGGAUACGUACAUAAGAUUCAAGCACCUUUUACAAAUUACUGAUCUAUUUCGUCACUUUAUAGGAAUUCGUGCCAAACAUGACAAAAAUAUGCAACAGUUGUUGAAGAGCAUUGACAAUGAUAAUAAACAAGCAAACAGCUCUAAGAAUCGUUCUAACAGUGGCAAUAAAGGCCGCAGGCAGUAUAGAAAAACGGAAAAGGAAGAAGAUGCAGAGUUAAUGGAGGAUGAAGAAGUUGAACUUGAAGAAGAUACUACUAUCUUAACUCAAUCACCUAGUUUUAUCAAAGCAGGCCAGUUAAGAGACUACCAAAUAUAUGGUUUGAACUGGCUAAUAUCUCUGUAUGAGAAUAAACUCUCCGGUAUUUUGGCUGAUGAGAUGGGUCUUGGUAAAACAUUACAGUCGAUUUCUUUUCUAGGUUAUCUUCGAUAUAUUAAGGGAAUAGAGGGUCCAUACAUUGUGAUAGUACCAAAAUCAACAUUAGAUAACUGGCAAAGAGAAUUCGCCAAAUGGACUCCUGGAGUCAAGACAGUUAUCCUACAAGGUGAUAAGGAUGCAAGAAGAGCUUUGAUAGACAGCAAAAUUUUGACUUGUGAUUUUGAUGUUCUCAUAACAUCAUAUGAAAUGGUUUUGAAGGAAAAAUUAACGUUAAAAAAGUUUGCAUGGGAAUACAUCCUUAUUGAUGAGGCUCAUAGAAUCAAAAAUGAACAGAGUGCUCUUUCCCAAGUCAUAAGAUUGUUUUACUCUAAAAAUCGUCUUCUAAUCACUGGUACUCCAUUACAAAAUAACCUUCAUGAGCUUUGGGCAUUGUUAAACUUCUUAUUGCCUGACGUGUUUGGCGACUCCGAGGUGUUUGACGAAUGGUUCCAGCAAAAUGAGAAGGAAGAAGAUCAAGAUGUUGUUGUACAACAGCUUCAUUCUGUUUUGCAGCCUUUUUUACUAAGAAGAGUUAAAUCUGAAGUUGAAAAAUCCUUGCUACCAAAGAAAGAGAUCAACUUAUAUGUCGGUAUGACCGACAUGCAGAUUCAGUGGUAUAAGUCAUUAUUAGAGAAAGAUAUCGAUGCUGUCAAUGGUGCUGUUGGAAAACGUGAAGGAAAAACCAGACUUUUGAAUAUUGUCAUGCAAUUGAGGAAGUGCUGUAAUCAUCCAUACCUUUUUGAAGGUGCCGAACCCGGCCCUCCAUAUACAACUGAUGAACAUUUGGUUUAUAAUUCAGGGAAAAUGAUUGUUUUGGACAAGCUUUUGAAGAAGAAGAAAGAACAAGGUUCGAGAGUUUUAAUAUUCUCCCAGAUGUCAAGGUUAUUGGAUAUACUAGAAGACUAUUGCUACUUCAGAGGAUACGAAUACUGUAGAAUUGAUGGGUCCACCACUCACGAUGAAAGAGUAGACGCCAUUGAUGACUUUAAUAAGCCUGAUUCGGAUAAGUUCAUAUUCUUGUUAACGACUAGAGCUGGUGGUUUAGGUAUUAAUCUUGUUACUGCUGAUACAGUUGUUUUGUAUGAUUCAGACUGGAAUCCUCAAGCAGACUUACAAGCUAUGGAUCGUGCCCACAGAAUUGGGCAAAAAAAGCAGGUAUAUGUUUAUAGAUUUGUUACUGAAAAUGCUAUUGAAGAAAAGGUUAUUGAAAGAGCGGCACAAAAGCUUAGAUUGGAUCAAUUGGUUAUACAACAAGGUACUGGAAAGAAAACUUCAGGCCUAGCCAACAAUAAGGAUGAUUUGAUAGAUAUGAUUCAAUUCGGAGCUAGAGAUAUGCUACAAAGUGCCUCUGGUAACAUAUCUGUGAAUGAUGAUAUUGACGAAAUCUUGAAAAAAGGUGAGCGGAAAACUCAGGAAUUAAAUGCAAAAUAUGAAGCUCUUGGUCUAGAUGAUCUUCAAAAGUUUAAUGGAAUGGCCGACCAAUCUGCUUAUGAAUGGAAUGGUACUGUUUUUGAGAAGAAAAAAUCAGACGACCAAGUAGUAGAAUGGAUAAAUCCUCCUAAAAGAGAACGUAGACGAGAACAAACGACCUAUUCUGUAGAUGAUUAUUACCGUGAAGUAAUAGGAAAUGGUAAAAACAAAACAUCUGGUACGAACACACCUACAUUAAAGCACCAAAAACAACCAAAAAUUUUCCGAAUGACUUAUUAUCAGUUUGCACACCCUGAGUUUAUAAGACUUCAGGAAAUGGAGCAACUAUGGUUCAAGAAAAGUGUUGGUUACAAAGUCACUGCUUAUGAUGUGAAAGAGCCAUCUGGCGACAGCGACAGUGACAGUGACUUGGGCAGUGAAUCAGAUUUGGAUGAGAGUCCUAAAGGUGAAGAUCAAGAAACACAGGAUGAUUUAGAUAAAAAAAUUGCAGAAGAACAAGCGAAGAUUGAUUCUGCAGAGGAAUUUACUGAAGAGCAUGCAAAAUUAAAACAGAAUUACCUAGAGAAAUCAUUUUAUAACUGGAAUAAGCGUGAGUUCCUUGCUUUCAUCAGUGCUUGCAUAAAAUUUGGGAGAGAAAACUAUAAAGCAAUCUCCAAAGCAAUUCACACUAAAACUCCAAAUGAAGUAAAAGAGUACUCUAAAACGUUCUGGGAAAGAUAUAAAGAGGUACAAGGUUGGGAAAAGUAUGUUGCAAAUAUAGAAGCUGGUGAGAAAAAAGUAGAAAAGCUUCGCAUUCAAGAAAAGAUCCUAAAAUUGAAACUUGAACAGUACAAAUAUCCAUUAGUUGAACUAAAGGUUCUAUAUCCGCCAAACAACACUAGAAGAACAUACAACUCUUUGGAGGAUAGAUUUUUACUAGUGACAGUAGGAAAAUUAGGGCUCUUUACUAGCAAUCUAUAUGAAAAGGUCAAGCAAGAAAUACUGAAAAGCCCGUUGUUCAUCUUUUCAUGGUUCAUAAAAACAAGGACCCCAUUAGAUAUAUCAAAAAGAAUUGCAACAUUAUUGACACUUCUUCAAAGAGAGCAUGAGGGAGUUGAACGUAAGAGAAAGCGAAAACCAGUCACACCUUCAGAUGAUAAUAUCAACAGUAGCACCCAAAGUCGUGCUGAUGAUAGUAGGCUGGGAUCACCAUCAUCAAAAAAGCAACAUAUAGAUAAAUUACAAAACGAAGAUCAUGAAUGA